Penaeus chinensis is the source of this 1248-nucleotide messenger RNA. Its product is annotated as WSC domain-containing protein 1-like. Gene Ontology annotation, molecular function: sulfotransferase activity. The coding region runs from base 218 to 1063 and encodes 281 amino acids. The record is from RefSeq and is a predicted model, not a curated record. NCBI's taxonomy places the organism in Eukaryota, Metazoa, Arthropoda, Malacostraca, Decapoda, Penaeidae. The transcript is spliced from 7 exons.
GUGAUUUUCAAACACAUGGCACUGCCCAUGAAAAGGCUCAGGUUUUCUGCCCUCUUUCUGUCGGUCACUCUUUAUCAACACCCAUCCUACGCGCAUUUUGAAGUCAGGAAACGUCAGCUAAUUACUGUAUAUGUCUUCCCCAAUUUCCUGAAAAGGCCAAAAGAGCAUAGAGGCGAAGUCAAUCAGCACUGACCAAAAACCGCAAGUUCCGAGUCCGAUGGAAGUUAAAUGGGACGAAACCGCCCCUUCUUGGCAGCUGUGGAAGGACGACAACACGUCAGUCUCCUGCCGGAAUUAUAAGACGAGAUUCGCCAAAGGGCUUCCUCGGACGUACCUCGUGUCUUUCCCCGGGUCUGGCAACACCUGGAUCCGCUACCUGCUGGAGGCUGCGUCGGGCGUCUUCACGGGCUCCGUCUACACUGAUGCCGAGAUUAGGAACGCGGGGUACCUCGGCGAAGGAGACCGAGCCGACAGCGGCCGUACCCUCGUUCAGAAAACCCACGGCGGGGCGCUGACCAAGGCACAUAACGACCUCGUCUCGCGCUACAACUUCAUCAAAGCCGAUGUUCCGGUUGUGCUCAUCAUCCGGGAUCCCGCUAGGGCGCUCCUGUCCUACUGGAAGUUCCUGCACGGGCGAGGCAAGGGAAGCCACACAAACCAAGUGUCCGAGAAAACCUACAGAACGGCAGAGUUCCGGCGGCACGUGGAGAGAAUGGUGCCGCGCUGGGAGGAGCUGGUGAGCGACCGCCUCCUGUGGCAGAAGGCCCCCAUCUACGUCCUGUACUAUGACCUCGUCGUCAAGAACCCGGUCCAUCACGUCAGAGAAGUGCUCAAGUUUCUCAGGGUUCCGGUAGACGAGGGGCGCCUGGCGUGCCUCGGGUCCCACCUCAGCGGCACCUUCAAGCGCCCUGAGAAGAAGGAACUCGACCCUUUCACCUACAGCGAGAAGAAGCUGAUGUCGUUGGCGGUAAUGAGAAUAUCGAGGCUGCUGAGACUGAGAGGCUUCCCUGUGCCUCCGCCGUAUCCUUCCAUAGCCAACAUCUCGGACAACUAUCCACACUGAAUCCGUGUUGUUAGCGGCGAGGUUCCUUCGUUUAUUUAGCUGUCAAUAUGUCUCUUUAUUUAAGGGGGGUAUUUUUCGAUUUUAUUUUUUCACUUUACUUUUCAGGUUAUUUUUUUGUGUGUGUAUGUGUGUGUGUGUGAGUGUUUGUUGGAUUUUAAAGAUUUGAUAAUAAAAGAUUGACUUCA